CCUGAUGACAAAUAGCAGAUAGUGGCAGAUAGAGCCAGGCUUUGUGAUUUGACAUCUAAAUCUGAUGGACAUCAUAGCCCUGCCCACUUUUAGACACGGAGCAGCCAAUCACAGGACGCGUUCAGUGUGCGGACAAACCAGUGGGGGCGGAGAUGCUCUGUGUCCCUGCCGUGGCCGAAUGGCUCUGUUUUGUACGCGCAUGUGACCACAGAAGGCGCUUUCUGGUAUUUAAAUGUGUUCACUGGGCGCUGAAGUGUACAGCCUCCUUAACAGAUAAACAAACCAAACCACGGCGACUCCUGUGGCUUCCUGUUAUGGGCGCUUUGAAACCUUUUAACUCUGGAUGAAGAUCUUCAUUUUGCCAGCAUCCUCCUCGAAGGUUUACGGAGUUUUUCAAGCUGCUGACGAGCACGGCACCUUGUUCUAGGCUCACACAGCAGUGAGGUGGCUGCUGUGACACCUGUAGCUGAAUGUGGGUGCAAUCUGCAUAAAAAGGGAGGUUGGAUUUGUUUCAUAUCCAUUUGUAUUCAACCUACAGGAGCGCUGCUCCUGCGCUGUUUGAUCUCCAGUGUGGAAACCUAAAUCCAUUUACGGAUGCAUUAAUUUCUAAUCCGCUCUCUGUGGCUGCUUGCAGGCAGGAAGGAGCAUGGAUAGAGAGGAAUUUGCACUGACUGGUGCAUUGAUGGGAUUUGAGAUGGGGGUGUAAACUAAACUAAGGACAGUGUCUAAAACACCGUUACUCACAGAUCGCCAUUUCUUUUCAAGGCUCUUUUGUUUAUUAUUUCAUAAAUUUCAAAAAGGAUACAGAUAGAUCAGUCAUGGGGAAAGAGGAGUGUAAAACAAUGCUGGAUGCUUUGAACAAAGUGACCGCCUGCUAUAGGCAUCUGGUCAUCGCCCUGGGAAGCACUUCGGACUCACAGAACCUGCGAGAGGAACUGAAGAGGACCCGCAAAAAGGCCCAGGAGCUAGCAGUGGCCAAUAGGACUAAACUGACCGCUCUGCUGAAAGACAAGACCAUCAGCAAAGAGGACCGCUCCGAGUACGAGCGCCUGUGGGUGCUGUUCUCCAGCAGCAUGGAGCUCCUGGAGGUGGACAUGAAACGGUCCCUGGAGUUAGGGCAGAAUUUCCCCCUGAAGGUGCCGACGAGACACCUCAUCCAGACGGGGAUGACCGGUAGCACCACCACCGUGGCGGCCCGGGCCAUCAGUGUGCAGAACAUUAAGUACGAGGCGGACAGCAACAUCGACACGGUGGACCUCGGGGACCUGCAGGCCGAGAUCUCCCAGGUGAGCCAGAUGAUGGAGGAGAUGGAGAUGAAGGUGCAGGUGGCGCCGUGGGCCGUCGAGGCGAAGCAGGAGGCCGGAGCAGAGCUCAAGUCCAGCAUGAGUGUAGGAAAUUCCUCCGUGGGCGUCAUCUCCAUCUGCGAAGAGGAGCCCAAAGAACAUGAGAGCGGAGGCAGCAGGGAUGCUGGCUUUGCGUCGAUCUGCGCUGUGGUGAUAUUCUUUGUCAUCGUCACUGUGGCUGUGGUUCUAGGAUAUUUGGUCAUCAAUAUGUCCUGAACUAACAACCCACCCUGACAGGACACCCUGCCAGGCUGCCCACGGGAGCGUCACUAUGGCCAGGAGCCAGCAGCGCCAUAGGGGAGACAAAAAGCUUUUUGUGGCUUCAGGAGCUGAAAAAUAGCUAAAUGUAUUAAUCUUUCUCGGAUUUGCGAAUGCAUUCGGUUGAGUUGAAGAUUUGCACUAGACAUAGAACAGUAGGCCAUAGUGUGGCAUUCAGAGAGACUGAACAUGGGGCACUACAGGUAUCUUUAGGGGCCAAGGGUUCUUGUAUUUUUGUCAGAAAUUUGCGUGGCAGUGUCUGGCCACCGGGUUGAUAUAAACAACACAUAAUCCAAGUGGAUUAUUGGAAAAGCUGGUGGGUAAAAUGUAGCCUAAGCAUGCCCCUUGAUGUUCUGCUGAUUUCAAUCCAGCAAAGUCACGUGAAUUCAGAGGAGCAGGGGACCAUCUGGGGUCAUGUUGAAACCACCAGAGCCAGUGUUAUAGUUAACCGUUGCUUCUCAGGUCACAAAUGUUGGAUGUGAUCAGAGUUGUACUGCUCUAUGCUCUCGUUAGCACAGUUUUAAUACACCAGUAACACUGUAAUAGGCCUGCGUUUCAGUGCAUCAGAUCACAGUGUGCUUCAGGAGCCUUGGGACCCGAGAGGCAUCCACUGUUAGUAAUGCACCUGUUCACUGUAAACCUGUUCAUGGCCCUUUUCAGGGGUUUAUCUUGCAAACAGUGUUGAAUGUAUAGAUGUCAGUUGAGGCUUUGUACAGUGGAUAUCUGUUUCAGAUAAUGUACAUACAAUGAAUUCUAUUUAUUACAAUAACAUUUUGAAACACUUGAAUA
This is a messenger RNA of Monopterus albus (swamp eel), 2390 nucleotides long. RefSeq names its product regulator of G protein signaling 9 binding protein. The record is from RefSeq and is a predicted model, not a curated record. The transcript has a single exon. The coding region runs from base 819 to 1559 and encodes 246 amino acids. Lineage: Eukaryota; Metazoa; Chordata; Actinopteri; Synbranchiformes; Synbranchidae.